CGUUGAAGAUGGCGGCCUCCAUGCAGUUCAAUCAUUCCUGUUUAAUGCAUGAUUUGCAUUACUCCACAUGGGCCAAAUUCAUUCUCAAGUCCCAUGAAAGUUGAAGAAGAUGUAAGGGCCAAAUAAGUGCGCUCAUCUAGAUAAAUUUCCUCGUUAUUAUUCUAAACUCGGCAUAGAUAAUGGCCACCAAUUUUAAGGCCACCGCCACCAUCAAACCCACACAGCGGCUGAAGGAUCUGACAGCUGACGACUCGAAGGUUAUCGGCAAAGUGCAAAAGAAAAGAGAGAAAACCGCUCUGCCGACCAAGUUUGAGACGGAUAAGUUCAGGACUGUUCAUAGCGCAUGGACGCCCGUCGUACAUAAGCCGUCCAAUCAACAGAUAUACAAGGAAAGAAGAGAGCUAAUAUCAAAUUGGUUUGACCUUUGGACAGAUUCUCAGAGGAAACGUUUCCUAGAUGUCAUUCUUAAACAGUGUACCAAAGGCCAGUUACUGUUUAUGCACAGAUGGUUCCAAGAGAAAGUUCCUCUCAGACACCUGGACUUCACCACAGUGUUGCCCAGGUUUCUCAGCCAUUACAUAUUCUCAUACUUUGAUCCGAGGACUCUCUGUCGCUGUGGCCAGGUCAACUGGUAUUGGAAGAGCUUAGCAGAGGAUGAUGUUUUGUGGAAACCCAAAUGUAUAAAGCUGGGCUGGCAUCUUCCAUAUACACCCAGUGAGGGUGAAGUUGGAGCCUGGAAGAGACAUUAUGUUGCUUGUUUCAUGACAAUGGAUGUAGUAGUUUCCAAUAGAGGUAACCAGUUAUAUGGCACCAGAUCUGAUGGCAGAGAAGCAGAGGUGGUAGUCAGAGGGAAAGCUGGGGACGAGACAGAGCUCUCCAAGCAGGUCCUCCAGGAGUUUGACAGCAAGAGGAAACUGGACCCAGAGGCUGUCAGAAGACCAACCAAGCUUUCACCUAGGAGUAGCAGAAUGUUGAUGGAAGCCAGAGACCCGUGGAUUGUUCCUGACCAAAAUCCUAAAGACCUUGAAAAAUCAAUGAAUGCUUUUCUCUAUGGGUUCAAUCCUAAUGAUCCAAAAUUGCCAAAGUCUGCAAAUGUAUUUCAUGACAAAUGGGGAUUUAUCAAAAAGCAGCACACCAGGUCCCAGACUGAGCCAGCCAAAUCAUUCCAUCAGUCACCAGAACAAAGUCAACAGACACAAAUACUGGAUAAGAAAGUGAAACGGCAAAGACAUAGGCUGUUGACAAGUGGCCAGGCCUAUGACUUCAAUUAUGAUGAACCACCACCAGAAGACACCAUCUCCAGAAGUCUCAAGUUUGAAAACUUUGUAGAGAAACGGCUGACAGAGCUCAUCAACAUGGAAUGGGAGCCACCUAAGGAAAAGUCAAUUCACAGAAUGCCCAAUCUGUCUGGGGGUGUGGGAGGCUAUCCACUCCCCUGGAGAAGCAGGCUCAUGACCGAGUGUUCCAGUAUGCCCUACCCUGCUGAGGCCAACCCCAGGGUCAUCUUUAUAUCAUCACGUGUUCCUGCUGCUGAUGUAUUAGUCGACGCGGUACUCUUUGGUGUAAUACCCAUAGUAUAUGAAUUUGAAGGUACCACAGUGGAAACUCUCAAGUUUAAACUUGAGGAAACUUUGCAAGGAAGAAGUGCAAAGAGCAUUGGUCUGUUCUGUCAUGCUCGUGAAUUGGGGGAGUUGAGACUGAUCCACGAGUACACGGUGACUUUAGAUGCUUUAGACCUGUCUGAGGUCAGAGAUUUCUUUGAGUUCAUCACCAUCCAUUGUUUACCUGCACAGCAGAAUGGACAUGUGGACCUCUUCUUACCAUUAGCUUCUUGUGAGGAAGGUUUGGAAAUGCUGAUACAGCUGCAUAGUAUUACAGGAAUUCCAUUCUGUUCACCCACUGGGAUCAUUGGCAACUAUAACCACAUAAACAGUGCGUGGAUAUUCUGCCCAGAGGAUCAUUACCCACCGUCUCUGUACUUUGCCAGUAGUAAGCUAAAUGUGUGGGCUAAUACUGCAGACACCGUCCAGGAGGCCCUGGGCAGGACCAGCAGACUACUGGGGCAGUACUUUGAGGAGCAACACAGGGACCUGGUGGCACAGGUCACAGGCCAGGUUGUCUUUGAUGCACUGGGCCAGGCAGACAUCCAAGGCAUCAAUGUGGUCACAGAGGCACUGGUUGAGGGACUUGUCUCAUUAGGCCAGCAGAAAAAUGUGAAACCUCUGCAGUACCUUGGACAGUACCUUCUUGGGCUAUCUGGAUAUGAAGUCCUGCUUCCAGAACAACAACAAGCAGCUGGUGGGAAUUCUGCACACAAGGCUGGUACUGGGGGCCUGACAGCUAAACUGCAGGCAGAGGAGGAGGAAAGUGAAGAGGAGGAGGAGGAGGAGGAAACUGAAGCAGCCAAACAAAAGGGAUUCCUUUUGGGAGCAGGAGACCAUGGUGAGGUGGAGGAGAGUACUGUGGAUGUCAAGAAAGAAAAGAAAAAUAAGAAAGAGGGGAAAGAAAAAGAUAAAAAGAAAAAGAACAAAGACAAAGAGAAAGAUGAAAACAAGAAGGACAAAAAGAAAGACAAACACAAAGAGAAAGAUGAAAAGAAAAAAGACAAAAAGACAGACAAACAUGAAGAGAAAGAUGAAGAGAAUGAAGAGGAAAAAAGUAAAAAUGAGGAGGCCCAAAGAAAAGUUAAAGAGAAAGAAAAGGAUAAAGAUAGUGGAGAUAAAGAUGAUGACGAAGAAAGUGAAGAAAUGGAUGAAGAAAUUGAGGAGGCAAAAAGUGAGAAAGAUGAUGAAUCAUCAUCUUCAUCAUCAUCAUCUUCAUCAUCAGAAUCGUCUUCUGAAUCAUCAGCAAAAAAAUCUUCAAAAAAAGCAAAGAGCAAAGCCAAAGGCAAGAAGGACAUUAAAAGAAAUGCAGCUAAAAAGCAAAGGGAAAAGGCAAAGUCCGAUGUCCGUUUAAUACCUACUGGUGGAUAUAUUUCCAGUCAAAAUUUAAGGUCACCACUGGAAUCAGCAACCAGGAGACUGAACACCAAGCAGUUCUCAGAUCACCCAGAGAAGAGAAGUGUGAUAGCCCGUGAGAUAUUAGCAUCAGAAGUGGAUUACAAAAGAACACUGGAGAUCAUCAAGGAUGUGUUUGUUGUACCUCUUAGGAGGGCUAUCUCCUCCAAUAGAGCUAUUCUUAGUGCCCCACAUCUACAGAACAUUUUCUCUGACAUUAUGACCCUGUUAGAAAUCAGCAGUCACUUAGUUGAUGAGCUACAGAUCCGUAUAGAUGACUGGAGUGAGGACCAGUGUCUGGGUGAUGUUAUGGUCAAGUUCUGUACAAAACUCAACUGGUACACAGAGUUCUUCAAGAACUACCAGAUCAUCAUUGCUGUACUAGAGAAGUGCCUGUUUGACUACCCAAACUUCAAGGCAUUUGUGAAGAGACAGGAGAGAACUGCUAGGACCAGGAUGUUAACUUUAUUUGAGCUGUUUUUGGCACCUGGUAAAAGACUAUGUGAGUAUGUGGUUCUCCUAACCUGGUAUGAAGCCAACACCCCCAAAGACCACGUAGACAGAGGGGACACUGCUGCAGCACUGGAGAGCAUCAAGGAAGUAGAAAGAAUGGUAAAAGAAGCAAAACUAAGAGGAGAGCAUGACAGGGAACUUCUUGCUGUCCAGAAACAAAUACAGCACUGCCCAUCUCUUCUUGAAACCAACAGAUAUUUCCUGAAACAUGAAGACAUGUCCCUCCUGAGGCCUCCUGCUGCUAACACAAUUAAGCCUGAAUUAAGAAUGUAUCAAGAAAUAGAUAACUUGGGCCUAUAUCUCUUCAAUGACUCUGUGAUAAUUACCAAGAGAAAGACCAAGCACUUUCCAUUUGAACGCUAUGUGGAACACACCUACAUCUAUGAGGCAGUGCUAGGUUUGCCAAGAUUAAGGAUGGAAGACAUCCCGGAUUCAAAAUAUGUGAAGAAUGCCUUCAAGAUGUACACCCCAAAGAGGAAGUGGAUCUUACAAGCUCAUAGUUAUGAGGCCAAGUUCAACUGGAUCACUCUUGUUGAUAAAAUGAUCAAAUUGUCCCUGGAGAAUGUACCCAAGUAGAAUAUGUUGUUACUGUUUCUAUUUAAAAGCCGUCCACUUUUUUUUUUUGUCUUACUGCCCUUAAUUAAGAUGUGUAUUUACUUAUAUUUUUUAAAAUCCUUUUUAUUGCUCAGAUGAUUUCUCUAUGCAACAAUGUAGCUGAGUAUAUAGCUUGACAACUAAGGAUCAAAUUUCCAUCCAUUUAUAGUUAAUAUACAUGUACAUGUGUAGUAACAACUUUAAUAUAUUUGUUUUUGUCUUAGUUUUUAAUAUACUAUUAUUUAUUCAGAAGUGAAUAUUCUUUUCUUAAUUUGACAAAUGAUAUAUUUUCCCAUGCAACAACAUGGGAACUGGAUGAUAACUUGUACAAUACAAUGUGACCAGCAGUUCAGCUGUAUGAUACAGAUUUUACUAAGAAAAAAAAACAUUAAUGUGUUUAUAGUUUUUAAAAAAAGUAAUAUGCACUGUCUACUAGUAUUUCUAUCUUGUAAAUAGAUAAAGGGGGGGGGGGAUUACUCUUCAGUCAUUGAUUCUAUUUUAAAUGUUUACAGUUCCUUUAUUGGAGUAUGUGCUCAGUGUAAAUCUAGUCCUAAAUAUCAUUUUCUGUUCAUGUUUGUUUAUAUUCAGUAGUAAUAUAUGUUUGCAAGUUAUCUUGUUAAGAAGUUGAUACAGUUAUCAGUACAGUACUGCUCAAACAUAUUUUAAAAAUUUUACAACUAUCUGGUUUAAUCUUACAUAAACUUCCCCUUUGUAUGAUGUAAUAGAACACAUCAGUAGGUGGUAUAAGAAUAUUCUAGAUAAGUCCUAGAACUGUUCUAGGAUCUAGACCUGUCAAAAACACCUUUUCAUGGAGUUAACCUGGAAUAGACUAAUUAUAAAAAAGUUAUUUAACUUCAUGAUAUUUGAUUGCAUUAAUGUAAAAUGUCUGUCCUUUGUAAACUUAUAUUAUGCACUUUUGAAUUAUGCAAAAUCACAUUUAUUGUGAAUUGCAAGUAUUUAAUCAAAAUCAAAUGGGUUCUUUUACAUGAAAACUGUACUAAGUUUUUACAGCAAUAUAAAGAGAAUUUUGUAAAUCAUGAUUUAUAUAACUUGA
Molecule: messenger RNA, 5157 nt
Organism: Lingula anatina
Lineage: Eukaryota; Metazoa; Brachiopoda; Lingulata; Lingulida; Lingulidae
Product: epithelial cell-transforming sequence 2 oncogene-like
Molecular function (GO): guanyl-nucleotide exchange factor activity; protein binding
Source: RefSeq, a predicted model, not a curated record